AUGGGGCAGCAAUCGCUUAUAUACAGCUUCGUGGCGCGCGGCACGGUGAUCCUGGCGGAGCAUACGGACUUCGCCGGAAACUUUGUUGACAUAGCCUUGCAGUGUCUACAGAGGCUCCCAGCAUCUAACACCAAGUUCACCUACAACACCGAUGGCCACACUUUCAAUUACCUCGCCCAUGAUGGAUUCACUUAUUGUGUUGUGGUAGUGGAAUCUGUUGGUCGCCAUAUUGCAAUGGCCUUUCUUGAACGCAUCAAGGAGGAUUUUACCAAUAGAUAUGGAGGAGGAAAAGCUGCAACAGCCGCUGCUAAAAGCUUAAACAAAGAAUUUGGACCCAAGUUGAAGGAGCAUAUGCAGUAUUGUGUGGAUCAUCCAGAAGAGGUUAGCCAACUGGCGAAAGUGAAAGCUCAGGUUUCUGAAGUCCAAGAAGUUAUGAGGGCAAAUAUUGAUCAGGUUCUCAAUCGUCAAGUGAAGAUUGACGUUUUGGUUGAUCAAACUGAGAACCUUCGAAUACAGGCAGAUGAUUUCAGGGGGCAGGGAAACCAGAUAAGGAGAAAGAUGUGGUUUCAGAACAUGAAAAUAAAGCUAAUAAUUCUUGCCAUCAUAAUUGUCUUCAUUCUUAUAGUUGUUCUUUCUGCAUGUCAUGGCUUCAAUUGUGGUGGAUGA
This is a messenger RNA of Gastrolobium bilobum, 666 nucleotides long. Its product is annotated as vesicle-associated membrane protein 722-like. Bases 1 to 666 code for a protein of 221 amino acids. The transcript is spliced from 5 exons. Lineage: Eukaryota; Viridiplantae; Streptophyta; Magnoliopsida; Fabales; Fabaceae. Gene Ontology annotation, biological process: vesicle-mediated transport. The record is from RefSeq and is a predicted model, not a curated record. Gene Ontology annotation, cellular component: membrane.